Messenger RNA from Aplysia californica (California sea hare), 977 nucleotides. RefSeq names its product mammalian ependymin-related protein 1. Gene Ontology annotation, cellular component: lysosome; extracellular region. The record is from RefSeq and is a predicted model, not a curated record. Gene Ontology annotation, molecular function: calcium ion binding. The transcript is spliced from 4 exons. The coding region runs from base 113 to 766 and encodes 217 amino acids. NCBI's taxonomy places the organism in Eukaryota, Metazoa, Mollusca, Gastropoda, Aplysiida, Aplysiidae. Gene Ontology annotation, biological process: cell-matrix adhesion.
CUGAUUCUGUGACUCGAAACUAUUUUAUCACCUUAAAUACCUUCUGUCAGCCCUGGUAUCAGAGCCACUCACCUCUAGUCCAACGUAGCUGGUAGACGUGAGAAGAUACACCAUGUUGAAGCUUCUGUUUUUCGCCCUUCUGGGAUUGACACUGUCUGUCGCGGACAUCCCUCGUCACUGCUUCUCUCCCCCUGAACUCACGUUCAGAGCCUUCCAGUUCGACCACGAGUAUACCACCUUCAACCGUUUCAAGGCCGAGUAUGACGUCAGAGACCGCAGGGUGGCUUUCCUGGAGGAGGAAGUCAAAGGACCGGCACCCGGAAAACAAUACCUGUGGCUCAUGUUCCUGCACGAAGAGAAAGCAGGUUUUGAAUUCAACCUGAAGACCAAAAAGUGCAAGAAGUUCAAUCCCGGCAAAUUUCAUCAUUUCGGCACCCCAGAAGGUUCCAAGUUCGAGGCUGACUUCUACGUUGGCGGACCCGGGGAGUCCAUAGACGCCGAGAUGUGGUCUGACAGAACCGACUUCAAAAGGGAAGACUGGCUAGGCGUGUUCACCAAACGUAAUUGCUACCCUAUCCGCACAUUUACGAGGAACACACACAACAACCACACCCUCACCACCAACAUCAACGACCUCGUCGAGGGCAUUGAGGACCCAGGUCUGUUUGACCCUCCUAAGGAGUGCUUACAGCAGGGUGUGCUAGAAGAAGAGAUGAGCGAGACAGCGCGCAGAAUGUACAGCAUCUACUCACGUACUUUGUUGUAGAUCACAAAACAGGCAUGCACAAUUAUUUUGCUUUAAGUUGUUAAAAUGCUUAUGUCCAUACGUCGUUCUAGUAUGUCUUCUUCUCGAAAAUGUACAUGCACGUAUACAUUCAACCAUUUCUAAUUAAAGCAUGCAUUCACAUCUUGUAACACGUAUAUGUGUAAUUCUAAGUCGAUGUUUUGUAAACAAUAAAGUUGUUUUGUUUUCGUUU